Messenger RNA from Drepanopeziza brunnea f. sp. 'multigermtubi' MB_m1, 804 nucleotides. Lineage: Eukaryota; Fungi; Ascomycota; Leotiomycetes; Helotiales; Drepanopezizaceae. The record is from RefSeq and is a predicted model, not a curated record.
AUGAUCGCCGACGUAGCCGCUCACUGUCUCCAGCCAGCUGAAAUCUGCAGUGCUGACCUCGCACUGAAGCGGAAACAACGCAGUGCUUAUAGAGCCAGGUACGGCGUCUGUACACAAGUGCUGGAACAGUACGUUUCGGUCAGAGAGCCGAGAGCGCCCGGAGAGGGAGUGACGGGCUUUUGCGCGGACAGCUUUGGCGCUGGGAUGAGGGAGAGGCAUGCCGCUGAGGCCAAAUCCUCUGCAUUUUUGAAGCUCGAUUUGCAUCAUGAAUGUAACAAGCAAGACACGGCUCAAAUGAUGCCAUCCUCCAGGGAGACAUCUGGAUUCCAGAUCCACAACCAUCAUACGGCAGGUAGUAAGCGAAAGGUUAAAAUCACGUCCACGUCUUCGAACGGCUUGCCUCCAACACCCCCAGGAAUUGACUAUGACUACGACGAGAACUGGGAAUCUUCAACUAGCCCAAGUGAUGACCUUGAACCUGGUCUCGAAAGUAAGAGAGUCAAACUGACGACGGAUUACUUCAAGUUUUCGGGCAACUCCCAGCGCAAGGCAGCGAGGAUCGUCCGGAGUAGCCCUUUGUCGGCCGGCGAGCCUCGACAUGACUGGACUGUUAUUGAAUGCUACCAAGUAUCAUCCGCUGCCUCGUCUGAAGGACGGGGCCCAUCUGAAAGCAGCGCCGGCUAUAACAGGAGAUCAGAGGGCAUCCCAUCUCCCACGCUACCUGUCUUGUUCCUUGACAUUGCCCGGGAUUCACUGGGCUGCGCUUAUCCUCGCUCUCCUCCGAUGGACCGUGGUGAUGCCUAA